AUGCGUAAUACGCGUCGUCUAAUGCGUGCGCGUGCAAUCGAAAAAGAUAACGGGCCGUUCCUGUCGAAAAGUAGAGAUAAGAAACACGUCUCGGUAGAGUUCGUAUGACUGAACACGAAACAGCCUCAUUUCCCGCGGUCGGAACGUGAAAAACCGCGUGUACGGUAACAGUCCGGUAACAACAGUCCGGCCGUGCGUGGCGUUGUGCGGCGGCGGCGAUGGCGAAAGGAGUAGGAGGAGGAGUAGUAGUAGAGAUGGACGUCCGUACCGUCCGGACACGGGAGACGGAGGAGAAGAAGAAGAAGAAGAAGAAGAAAAAAUACGAAAAUUUCAAAAAAAAAAACCCGACGCGCUUAACAAGCGUGCGUGCGCAGGCGCCCGCGCGACGGGCAGUUUGUCAUCGGGGUCCUUAAUGACCGGCGUUGUACGGACGCUGGACCCGACGACGUGA
This is a messenger RNA of Cinara cedri, 451 nucleotides long. The record is from the annotation of a GenBank genome assembly. NCBI's taxonomy places the organism in Eukaryota, Metazoa, Arthropoda, Insecta, Hemiptera, Aphididae.